AUGAAGUCUGCUGCCAUUCUUGGCCUUACUGGCCUGGCUGCCAAUGUCCUGGCCCACCCUGAGAGACGACAUGCCAACGAUGCCUCUCUGGACAAGCGUGGUGUUGACCUGAGCAAGUUCCGCAUGCCUGAGCUGUCAGAGUACACCGUUUCUUCCAAGGCCAAGUCAAACCCGGCUGUUAGCUCUAUCAACAAGCGCGGUGACUAUGUCGGCGCCGCCAGACAGCUCGUAAAGACUGUUCACCCCGGGGCUGAGUUCCGUGUUGUUGAUGAUCACUACGUUGGAACUGACGGCCUCGCCCAUGUCAACUUCAAGCAGACAGUCCACGGCAUUGAUAUCGACAAUGCUGAUUUCAAUGUCAACGUUAGCCCCGAUGGCACAAUCUUCUCCUAUGGCAACAGCUUCUACAAGGGCAAGGCUCCUGCCGAGAGCCCGCUGACCAAGCGAGCAUUUACUGACCCCCUUAAUGCUUUGAAGGGAGUUGUCGAUAUCCUUGGACUUUCCGUCAAGGCCACCGGCGCCAAGGCCGAGGCCAAGAAAGGAUCAGAGACUUACACCUUCAAAGGCACAAAGGGUGCUGUCAGCGAUCCUGAAGCCAAGCUCGUCUAUCUCACGAAGAAGGAUGGCACGCUCGCCUUGACUUGGAGAGUUGAGACCGAUGUUAUGGACAACUGGCUGCUUACCUACAUUGAUGCUGAUAACAGCAAAGACGUCCACGGCGUUGUUGACUACGUCUCCGACUUUGCUACCAUGCAGGUUUAUCCCUGGACCGUCAACGACCCUACUGAGGGCAGCCGCUCCAUUCAGACUGACCCCUGGAACAUCAAUGCUUCUCCAUUUACCUGGUUUGGUGAUGGUUCCAAGAACUACACCACGCUCUGGGGUAACAAUGCUGUUGCCCAGACCAACUAUGACGGACACAACAACAUCAACGACUACGCCAACAGCUAUCGCCCAACGUCCGCUGCUCGCAAGUUUGAGUACAAUUACUCCCCUAGCAUGUCCAACAAGAAGGACUACCAAGAUGCCUCUAUUACUCAGUUAUUCUACAGCUCCAACACCUACCAUGAUCUCCUCUAUACGUUGGGCUUCAACGAGGCUGCUGGUAACUUCCAGACCAACAACAACGGCAAGGGUGGCAAAGGCAAUGACUUUGUUGUCCUCAAUGCCCAGGACGGCAGUGGCACCAACAAUGCCAACUUCGCUACUCCUCCCGAUGGUUCCCGAGCUCGCAUGAGAAUGUACAUGUGGACUCAGACGAACCCUAACCGCGACUGCUCUUUUGACUCUGAUGUCAUCAUCCACGAGUACACUCACGGUCUCUCCACCCGUCUGACUGGUGGUCCUGCCAACUCUGGCUGCCUCAACGGCCUUGAGUCUGGAGGCAUGGGCGAGGGCUGGUCCGACUUCAUGGCCAUUGCUAUUCUGGCUAAGUCUACUGAUACCCGCGCCAAGGAUUUCCCCGUUGGCGCUUGGGUCUACAAUAACCCCAAGGGUAUCCGAUCCUACCCCUACUCCACCAACACCAAGACCAACCCAUACACUUACGCCACUGCCAACCAGAAGAACGAGGUCCAUGCUAUGGGCGAGAUCUGGGCCAACACUCUCUACGAGGUGUUCUGGAACCUUGUCGACAAGCACGGCAUUACCGCCGAUAAGUACCCUACUCUUGACAGCAAGGGCGUACCCAAGGAUGGCCGUUACCUCACCAUGAAGCUGGUCAUGGGUGGCAUGGCUCUUCAACCCUGCAACCCCAACAUGGUCUCUGCCCGUGACGCCAUCCUCGACGCCGAUAAGCAACUCACUGGCGCUUCCAACAAGUGCGAGAUCUGGAAGGCCUUUGCCAAGCGUGGUUUGGGCACCAAGGCCAACUACAACGGUGGCCGCAACCGUGUUGAGGAUUUCACCGUCCCCGCCGGCUGCUAA
This is a messenger RNA of Pochonia chlamydosporia 170, 1926 nucleotides long. RefSeq names its product extracellular elastinolytic metalloproteinase precursor. Lineage: Eukaryota; Fungi; Ascomycota; Sordariomycetes; Hypocreales; Clavicipitaceae. The coding region runs from base 1 to 1926 and encodes 641 amino acids. The record is from RefSeq and is a predicted model, not a curated record. The transcript has a single exon. Gene Ontology annotation, molecular function: metalloendopeptidase activity; zinc ion binding.